UUGUGGCAAACAAGUCGAGUGCUGGACGCGUAGCAGUUAACAACGACAACGACAACGACAACGGCCAGCAGCGGAACCAGUGCAGGCUCUUUACACGUAAUUACAGUUGUGUUAGCGUUAACAUUAACAAGUAACAUUAUAACGAGAUUAACAGUGCAUAAGUCGUAAAGUUGUUAGCACUCGGCUGAUAUUUGUAUUAUUUUCUUGUCUAUAAAAAGUUCAAACAGUGAAUCAAAACAAAAAAUUAAAUAGCAAAAUAUUAUCGUGACAUUUUUUUCUAAGUUUAUGUGUGCGUCUAUGUGAAUGUGUUUAUCAGUGAACGAUUUUUAUUAAAAAAGUCAAAGUCCCAGAAAAAAAAACGUUAAUUUUAACAAGUUGAAUUGAAGAACCUACAACAAAACUCUUGAGUUCAACUGUGACGCCGUCCAUUAUCAAGAACACCAACAUGGAGAAGUCAACGUUAACGCAGAAGAAUUACGCCAGUGUGUACAAUGAGACGACGAAGCCAAAGAAACCGAAACGUCGCGACAAGAGCGAUUUGGGUCCCGAUUUUGUGGCGCCCGAUGGCGGCUGGGGAUGGGUAAUAUGUCUGGCUGCGGGCUUUAAUAAUUUCUUCAUGUUUCCCGCACUACAGCAGUACGGUCUGAUCUAUAAAGAACGAAUGACUUUACUCGGUUUUAAUCCCAAGGACACGACAAUUAUUGUGAAUGUGGUGAUGACGCUGUCCUCCCUUGUCGGUAUUUUUAAUGGCGCCAUGUUCCGGAGAUUCACCUUCCGCCAGGUGGCUAUAGCCGGCACAACUCUUGGUUUCCUAGGAAUAUUGGGCUCCGCUUUCUGUACCACCGUCUGGCAGUACAUCAUCUGUCUGUCCCUGAUCUAUGGAGUGGGUCUUGGCCUGGCCAUGGCCGCCGUAUCAUUGGCAGUCAACACUUACUUCAAGCAGAGCCGACGACGUGCCACGGGAUUCUCUUGGACUAUUACAGGACUGGGUCCCAUCAUUUUUCCGUUUGUGUCGAACUUUUUGGUGGACUAUUAUGGCGCCCAGGGCACCAUUUUAAUAUAUUCUGGCAUCGCACUGAAUGCCGUACUCUGUGCCCUAACGCUCCAACCCGUGAUGCGACAUGUGCGCAAGCCGGAGAAGCCAGAUGUCGAUGGAGUCGAUGAAAAGGAGAAGCCCGAAAUGCUCGAGGCCAAUGGGAAUUUGUUGUUGCCGGGAAAUGAUCCAUGGUGCGAUUAUGAGUGCAAGUACUGUCAGUAUCAGAAGCGCACCAAACGUGGCCUCUUCUCCUCGCAGUAUCUCUUUAACGACGACGAUCCAGAGCAUCCGGGAUACGAGAUCACAGAUCCGGGCACACCGAUGCUAGCUCGAGCCAACGAUGGUUGGUUUGGCUCCAAGUUAUCCCUCGCCUCUGAGCGAAGACAGGUGCUGCUUCGUCAGGUGUCUGUGACAGCUUCCGCAUCCGCCACGAAGGGCAGUCGCGACAAUCUGGACAAACUGGAGGAGGCUAGCGAGCCGGAUCCGCACCAGCAUCAGCAUGACUCAUCCGCUGCCCUUUACAAGCCCAACUACUUCAAUCGCGAACGAGAAGAUCUGGGUCGUUAUGCCAGCAAGACGAGCGUCUACUCGAAACCAGGUGGAGAGGAGCUGCUGCGUUGCACCUGCGCCGAGGACAAGGCUCUAUUGCAGAGGUCCGCCGAGGCAUUGAGGCUGGAUAAGCUGGCACUGCAGGUAGCCGAAGAGGCCGAGGAGGAGGCUAAACGUAAGAUGACUUUCCGCCAGAAGAUCACCAAAUUUUUUGACCUCGAUCUGUUGCGAAAUCUGACCUUUGUGAAUCUUGUCAUCGGCAUGAGCAUCAUGAUGUUUGGCGAGAUGAACUUUUCGGUGCUGACACCGUUCAUCCUCAACAGCUUUGGUUAUAGUCCUCAACAGUGCUCCGUGGUCAUGGCCCUGUUGGCCUGCAUGGACAUCUCUGUGCGAUUCCUGGCCCCCAUCUGUCUCGAGAAGGUCAAACUGGACAACCGGGUGCUGUUCGCCUUUGGGAUUAUCUGCAUUGCCGUUGGUCGCGUCAUCGUCACAAUGACGACAUCCUAUAAUGUUGUUGUGGCCGUCUUUCUACUCAUUGGAUUUGGCAAAGGUUUCCGUACCAUAUUCUCACCCUUGAUAAUACCAUCAUAUGUUCCCCUGCGCCGUCUGCCCGCCGCCUCUGGACUUCAGCUGAUCUUUAAUACGUUCUUCUCCUCAAUCAUGGGCCCGCUUCUAGGCAUCAUCACUAACUCUUUCGGAUACAGCGCUACAAUCCACAGCAUUAAUUUAUUGACAGCUAUCGCCCUGAUCAUGUGGAUUGUGGAGUCGAUGAUUCGACGGAUCCUUGGAAAGCCGUAUAAUCCACCAGAGGAGUAGUCAGCAUACCUAUUUCGACGAUCCUCCAGUCUUAAAUUAGCCUAGACAUCCAAGUGACAUACGUCUACGAGUUCAAUACACUUUCUGUACAAUAUAUAUUCUUAAGACACUCGUAAGACUCAACUUUAAGAUAUAACUGUGAGCUUACUAUAAUUACGAACUUAGUAUAUAUAUAUUUAUUUUUUAGUAUUCAUCAUAUAUAUAGCUUAGGAUGUACAGUUUUUUUUUUUUGUUUUUUGUAACAUUUGUUAAUUAUAAUUAUUUGUAACUAUACAUUGUAAACUGCAUUCACAUUCAAUGAAUGUGUAUGCUACUGAACUGAACUAUUGUUGUAGACUUUUACUGUAGUCGUUUGGUGAUUAUUUCAUCAUAUUAAAUAUCAAACUCUUGAUACCUA
Molecule: messenger RNA, 2798 nt
Organism: Drosophila innubila
Lineage: Eukaryota; Metazoa; Arthropoda; Insecta; Diptera; Drosophilidae
Exons: 5
Coding region: 446-2401 (651 amino acids)
Biological process (GO): transmembrane transport; monocarboxylic acid transport
Molecular function (GO): monocarboxylic acid transmembrane transporter activity
Source: RefSeq, a predicted model, not a curated record